CGAAACUCCUCUUGGCCUGGACUUCAGAACAAAACACUACUUGUUUCUUAACUAUUCCUUUCUUGAUUGAAGACACGCAUUGCCACCCCAUCUAAUAUCGUCUUCGAUCUCUAUUCUACCAACCUCCGUCGUCAACCCUUCACAACACCCUACCAAUCUUCAGGCUGCCGUGGUGGGUGAGUGGAGCAGGAGAUAUGGGACGGCUGUACAAAAGGCAGGACUUCGAUGAGGAGGAAUCUCAAGUCCACGGAAUCACCGAGAACAUGACGAAAUCUCUCGAAGAGGACGCGAUACAUGGACAGGAAUCUUCUAAUUUGAUGGAAGGAUAUGUAGAGGUCCGCGACAACACUUCUACCUCGAGGACUCAUCAGCUCACGGACCUCUUCCCUGACCUCUACCCUCUUCAGACUCAAGUCAUGGACGACGACGGAAAUGUGGUUGGCGGCCAUGCGUCUCAGAAGGAGAAUGUACAGAGCGCUUUGAGUUUUUCCACGGGACCGCAGAUCGACAGUGGUUUGCCACCGUCGUCUCGACUCAGUUCGCCGCAAUCUCGAAUCAAGCCCAUGUCGACGACCGAUGGCAAUGCUCGAACUAAUGGCUGCUUACGCACCCCGAACUCUGCUGCACGUUCUCGAAAUCAGCAGAUUGAGGAGUGGCCCGGUCAUUUCUCUCGAGCCCUUGACAAGCAAAACUUGGGUACUGUCCUCGUCGCAUCGACUCCCAGUGGCUCGCCUUCCGGCUCUCAGGAGCACCUGGAGACUCAGCCGGAAGAGACGCACGAGAAGACUCAGCUAGUUACACAGCACGGGCCCAGCCAGGAGUCGAACAGCUAUCAGACCAGUUCUCCAUCUUCAAGCUAUUUGCACAUGUACGAUCGACGGUCGACGGAACCAGAGCCCACCCAAGUCAUCGAGGUUGCCCAGAUUCGGCGUGGCUGUCUGCCCACCCAGUACUUGUCGGGAUAUACUGAGGAGAAUACGGCGGCUGAUCGGCAGGCUACUCAACCGUGGGAUUCCGAAGCAGAUGAACCCAAACCUCGAGCCUCCGUGAACCCUCGCCCUCGCUCUCUUCUCGACUCUCUAGCCGCUGGGAAACGAGAGAAGUACGGUGCGACGGCUCAAGUCGUUGCCAGAGCUCGCGACUUGGGAGCUUCAGCACCACCUCAGGCCCAGUCAGGACCAAAUUCAGACACCGAACCAGACUCUGACUCGGAAGCCGCUGCUCGAAGAACAUCUGCCUUGACGAAAGAAAGCGUGCGAGAGGAGGAAGAGGAAGAGGAGGAACAGCAGCAGGGUAACGAUUGCGAUGACGACGUUGAAGAAGAGGAACCGGAAAUGCCAUUGGCCUCGGUUUUCGAGGACAACGCAGAGCUGAAAGGCAAGGGAAAGGGAAAGGCGAAGGGGAAAGGCAAGGUGUCGGUUUCGAGAAAGACUAAGGUCGCAUCUGCUUCUGCCAAAAAGAGCGAGAAUCAACAGCGUGGCCAGUGCAAAGCGAAAGCUACGCCGAAAAGCUCUGGAAGGCCGAAGAGAAACGUGACCAAAAGCUCUCGUGCUGAGGAUGACGACGACGACGACGAUAAUGAUGAUGUAGAGUUCGCUGCAGGCCCUAGCAAGAAGCGCAAACGCUUUGCAGGCGUUCAAAGCCCAGCUCCUCCGAAGAGUGUCUCUGCUUCUCGAACCAAGAAGCGAGCUCGCACAGAGUCGAGCCCAUCCAACGAAUUGACCGAUCUCUCAGCCGGCACUGCCAUAUUCACCUUCUGGUUCCAGACCAGCUUCUACUAUGUCGCGCGGGUGUUAUGUCCAUCGAAUGAGGGCAAGUACAAGAUACGCUUCGCGGAUGGAAAGGAGUGCUGCAUUGGUCUCCGGCAGAUGCGGCUGUUCCAGAUCCGUAAGGGCGAGCGCAUUCUCGUCACGACGAAACAUGCGGCAGCGAUCGCGCUCGCGACAGUCCAAAGCGACGCCGAAACAGUUCCUGUUCGAAUGGUGGCGAGCGGGAAGCAACUUGAUGUGCCGAUGGCCAUGGUUCACAUCGACGCAGUUGUCUACGAUUCGCGACGUUCUGUCGAUGCGGAUGAACUCAAAUUCUGCCAAGUGUCAGCCAAGGAAGCGUCAUGUUUUUCUGGCUGCGUUUUUCUCUUUACGCUCGUCGACGACGUCAAGAAGAAGAAGAUCUCGGAUGUGAUAUGGGAACAGGGGGGCACAGUGUGUGCCGAAUGGCCGGAAGUGAUUGCAAUUACAGAGGACAGGAAGCCAAACCGCAUCGUGCUCCAGCAGCAGCAAAUAUCUCCCAAUAUCCCCCUCGGAAACAGAUUGUUUGUCCUGUCCGAGCAAGCGGUGGCGUCGUCGAAAUACAUGUUCGCACUUGCUCUGGGGGUCCCGUGUCUGCACGUGGACGUCAUAGAGGCAAUCGUGGACGCACGAAGCUUCGACGUGUGGACCAAAUAUCUGCUCCCUGCCGGUCUAUCGGAGAUGUUUGGAUGUUCAGUCACGCAAGUUGUGGAUCCAGAAUGGAAUGCCGCGGGACGACAGUUCAAGCAGAUCAUGAGCAACCCAGUGGCGUUCAAGGUCUUUGCCGAUCAACGCGUUCUGUGCGUCGCAUCGGAGGUGUUCCGGGACAACCAUGUCCACAAAGAUCUGCCUCACAUCCUGCUCGCCUCGGGGGCGUCCUACGUCGAAGUCGUGCGCGAUGCGAAGUACGUCAAGGCGGAAUAUGAUGAAUUCGACUACGUCGUCAGUAUCACCGGCGCACUUCCGCGCGGAGUGCCUGAUGAUCUGAGCGUUGUUUCUUGGGACUGGAUCAAGGACUCGCUAAUCAGUCGCACUCUGGGGCCCAUGGAGGUCGACUCGGAGUAA
This is a messenger RNA of Mycena citricolor, 2852 nucleotides long. NCBI's taxonomy places the organism in Eukaryota, Fungi, Basidiomycota, Agaricomycetes, Agaricales, Mycenaceae. The record is from the annotation of a GenBank genome assembly.